GCUCUAUCUAUAUGUAAUAUAUCUAUGAUUUUAGUGCUUGUUGAGUCUGUUGAAAUUUGGUUAAAACGUGUACUCCGUGUUAAAUGUACAUUGAUAUUAUUUAUUGCUAUUAUUCAUUACUUAUGAGAGAACAUUAUAAAACAUCCAAAAAUGAAGACAGCGCUGGAUCCAAUAUAUGUACAGGAAUUUCUAUUUAAACAAUCAAAUAUAUCUCAAGUAUUUGAUUUGAAAACUCCCACAUAUAUUCCUAUCGCUUGUAAUCUUCUUGUGGCUGACAAAAAACGAGGAUUGCUUUAUAUAGGACAUGAUGAUAAAAUUACUAUCUUAAAACCAGCAGAGGAGAAUAAUGCAGAAUGGAAGAUAGAACUUCAAUUACCAAGCGUUAUAUCGAAAAUUGCAAUUAAUUGUGAUUGUAAUUAUAUUGCUGUAGCAGUAGCGCUGAAGCCUACAAUAUUGAUAUAUGAUGCCCAUUCUCUAGCUAGAAAUAGUCUUAACUUGUUACUUGAAAUAACAUCAUCAAACAAGCUAGAUAGUUAUGUGACUGAUAUAAGAUGGAACCCUACUGUAUCUACAAUGCUUUGCACUGUCACUAGUGAUUGUACUAUUGGCAGUUUCCAAUUAAGAAUAGAUGAAGAAAAUUCUGUAUCGAAAAUAUCUAUACUUUCCAAAAUGUCAAGCGAACCACAAGCUUUGUGCGCAGCCUGGAGUCCUAAAGGCAAACAAGUAGCAGUUGGUUGCAAAAAUGGAGAUAUUGUACAACUGAAACCAGAUACCUUGAAGAUUGCUAGAACCAUCGCAGGCCCCUCACCAUCUAUUGGAGAAGUGAUUAGUAUCUUGUGGAUCAGUAAUUAUCAAUUCUGUGCCGCAUAUGUGAAUAGUGAGCGUCACACAAAUGUUCUCAUCAUCGACGCACCAAAAGGGGAAGUAAAUGCGAUAUUUACAUGUUAUGAAGAUAUCACAUAUGGUUUUCCUGACGCCGAGGGAGAAGGAAGUAUUCUUCGUUAUUAUUUUGAACAUGUGCCGGAAUGGGGACUUAUCAUAGCAGGUAGUAGUACCAGUAGCGAGAUAGCUGUAUUAGGUACUACAGACGGAGGCGCAAAUUGGAUUCAAUGGCAAUUGGUUGACAGUGGUAGGGCUCAAUUGCCUCUAAUGAGAACCACGGAAAUUUAUCCUAUAGGCCUAGCUGUGGACAAAUCUCCAAUUAACAAAUUACCAUGGGGUACAGAUUCUAUGUUGCCACAUCCAGUUCCCAUUUUACAUAUUCUUGGAACAUCUGGGCAAUUGUGCAGCUUUCACAUGGUCAAUUUGAUACCGAACUGUCCUGCCAUCAAUAUACAUCCUACGGAGAUUAUCUCAGUACCAACACCAUCGCAACCUACUUCAUCCGCCGAAAUAUCAUUUACUAUGAACGCUGCGGUGACCAGUACACCACGUCCGAAGCAACCGGAGAUUGUGUCUGAACGAUCUAAGUCCGCUCCGAUGACGAAUAUAUUUGGCGAUUCUCUAAAAGCAGCGGGAUUCUUUCAACAACCUGUGGAACAGCCGGUGAUACAACCAAAGCCACAAGAAGAAAAAGCUGUGCCACUCGCGAUCACAAAGCCUCUUGUACCCAAAGAAAUACCAGUGCCGGAACCUACAAAGACAGAAAUCAAAUCAGUAGUGAUAGAUAAAGAAGCAAACUCACAGCAAAUGGUGGAACAGAAAGCUUCCAUAGACGAUAGCAUACGGAUGCGAGCUUAUUUGCAGGAGCAAGCAUUGUUCGAAAAAGAAUUACGAAAUAGAUUGGAGCCACAAGUAUGGGAAUGCGGUACGGACGAAGAAAAGAAACGUCUUGGAGAGACAUCCGCUGUCAUAGAACAAUUCUUAAGGGAUUUAAAAGAAACUACUAAUAGUUUAUCCAGUGAUAUUACCUACUUGAAAGCUCUAUUACUUCAAUCAUUCGCAUGGGUGGAAGAAACUAAAUCAAAGAAUGCAGCUACUGCUGAUAUCACUGGUAGAAAUUGUAAUGAUAACAGCAAAAUAGCGGAUCUGCAACGGUGUUAUUACUAUACACAGACACAGCUCAAUCAAGUUAGUAAAAUUUUAGAUUUGGAAUGGUCGGAGCAUAAAGCACACGAGAGAUCGAGAAUGAAAAUUCCUAGUUUGGAGUAUGUAUAUCAGAAUCUUUUGCUACAUAACAAGAUUAUUGCAAAAGAAAAAGAAAAACUCGAGCAAAUUUCACGACAAUGGAAGUCUCUUAAUCGCUCAUUGCUGUGCACAACUGGUGAUGUACCCAAUCUUAAUCGUUCGAUGGCGAAUCUGCAUUUAAGUGUGCACGAAAAAUUGCCGGCUAUUCGAAAAACCGACAUUAUUGACGCUCGCUGUAAAACUAUCGCCUCGAGGACUCUAAGUUUUACACAUGACAAGCAAAUUAAGUUAAAAGCAUUGCUCACCGAAUCCUCCCCGAGAAUUAUCAAGCCGAUGAAUCCGUCACCGAUUCAAGAUCGCUUAAAAGCGACACUGUCUUCUUUAGCGUCUCUCAGUCCUGCGGUCACUGAGGCUAAGACCAAGACCGAAUCAUCGAUUAUUAAACAAAGUACCGUCGCCAAGCAGCAGACAAUAGUCGAGAAACAGAUCAAGGCGCAAAGUCCUCUCGCUUCGUUAAACAGUAUCGUUGCGAGAAUCGGUUCAUCCGAUACAAACAAUAGUAUCGUUACCCAGAACAAAACUCAGCAAAAGCCGUUUCCUACAACUAUCUCUUUUUCUCCUGCAAUAUCUGUCAAACAACAACAAACAGACAAGAAGGCUAUUCUACCAGCAGCUUCCACAAUAUCUCAAUCCAAACCGAAACAGGAUCUUAAUGUUAACUUUCCGUCGUCUAUUACGUUUGGAACACCAGCAUUAAAAUCUCAAGAUAUCAUUUUUCAAAAAUCUCCACUUACAGAUGCAACUGUUAGAAGCAAUAAGGAAUCUAUGAUCAACAAUAGUAUCCCUAAAGCUCCGGAAUCCGCUUUAUCCUCCUCAUCGACCGGUAUCUUAAAGGAUGUAUUAUCAACGGAAUAUCCGUUAACAGAUACUGCUCAUAUAGGAAUUGUUCGUAAUCUUCCAUCACUCUCCGUAACACAAGCCGUGAAAACAGAUACUGUUGCUGCUGCUACAUUCAGUUUCGCUAUACCUAACGCAGUUCCAUCUGUUACGAAAAAUUCAUCCUCUGGAAUUGCGCUUGAUACGACAACCCUGUCCUUUGCUUAUCCGAAACCUACAUCCAAUACUACUGUGGAACCAUCCGUAACACCAAUUCAAGCACCAAUUCAAACACCGAUUGAUCUUUCGGCUCUGUCGUUGACUCUUCAACCGGCGAAUCAUUCAAGCAAUAACGUUGAUGGAAAAAUAAAUGCAAUCGCGACUUCCAUGAGUUUUGCUGCUCUUGCCCCUGCUAUAACAACACAAGUUUCCGCAAUGACUAAUGUUGUUACAACUAUCGGCGGACUUACUAUCAGCCUUGUAGAUCCGAGCAUCACUCAACGUAAAUCAAUGGAGAUGCCAUCCAUCAGCCCGGUUACCAUUGAGAAGAUUACCACGUCUGAAACAAAAACACUUAAUUUUGAGUCCAUAACUACUCAAAUUCCUCCAACUUCGUUAUCCACGACAACGAUAUUUGGUGGUCAAACUGUAAAAAAUACGACUACGGUUUCAGAAGUAACGACUACGACACUGCCUGCUACAACAACUUUUAGUGCAGUCGCUUUUCCAUCGAUUACACCUACAUUCGGAACAUCAACUUCGGCAACGACCGCAUCAGUAUUCAGUGGAUUCACAUCAAACACGUCUGCCGGUAUCACUUCUUCAGUAACAUCUGUAAGCAGUAGCACCCCGUCUCCUUUCCAGAGUUCCCUCAGUAAACCAACGGUUGGUGAAACUAUAGUCACUAGUAUACCAGCCACGAAUUACGGAAUUAGUAGUACCUCUGUGGGCACAAUCCCAUUCGGCAUUUCUACAGUAACGACGACAACGACAGCGGCAGGGACAGCGGCAGCAGCAGUUUCGAUUACGCCGGCAUUCAGUAAAAGCAGCCCUAUAGCAUCUCCGGUAUCGAACGCACAAUUCCCGAGCGUUCAGAUAUCUGCGUCAUCUGCGGUGAAUGUCUUCGCAAAGCCAAUAAUUAAUCCUGCAUCAACGCCAUUUGGUAAUACUGCGAGCUCUGUGUUUUCUAAUGUGCCCGCUUCAACAUCUUCAAAUACCUCUAUGUUCGGAGGCAACAGCAUGAAUUCAAUCUUUGGAUCAACUCCGUUAUCUCCUCCGAGCGGAAAUAUCUUUGGCGGUAAUGUGACAGGAUUCGGUGCAUCAACUCCAUCGGGAUCUAUAUUCGACCCCAGUACUCCGAAAUCUGGUAUAAUGUUCGGCGGAGCAACAAACACAUCUCCACCUACGUCUCCAUUUGGUAACGCAACGAGUAAUGCAUCUCCAAUAGUCGGUACUUCCGCCACGAAUACCAAUGUCUUCAGGUCUACGAUGCCUAACGCGUCUCCAAUACAGCAACCUGUACUUGGCGGUAGUCAACCCGCUUUCGGACAGACUUCUACUUUCGGCGCCAAACCGGUCUUUGGAUCGUCACCUAUCUUUGGAGCGUCGAAACCUGUCUUCGGAAGUAGUUUCGGCUCAGCCCCUGCGUUUGAAUCUCCUAGCAUAGGUUUUGGAAACCCACCAGCUAUACAAGGUGGUUCUACAAUGGAAAAUGUGCCGAAGUUAUUUGGAGAUGUAGCAGGCAGCAGUACAUUUGAAACUUUAGCUAAUCAAUCGGAUGGUCUCAGUUUUGGUAGCUUAGCUCAAAAGAAUCCAGAACCAGAGAAACCUACAUUCACUGCCGGCAGCUCGUUCUCUAGUUGGAGGUGAAUAAAGUACGGUUGCACGGCAAGCUUAUUUUAAAAAAUGUUAUAUAUCAUUCACACUGAAUAGAAGCCAAGAAUGAUAUAAUUACAAAUUGUGUGCAUAUUGUUUUAUAUUCAGAAAG
This is a messenger RNA of Cataglyphis hispanica, 4990 nucleotides long. RefSeq names its product nuclear pore complex protein Nup214 (gene Nup214). NCBI's taxonomy places the organism in Eukaryota, Metazoa, Arthropoda, Insecta, Hymenoptera, Formicidae. The coding region runs from base 151 to 4872 and encodes 1573 amino acids. The transcript is spliced from 5 exons. The record is from RefSeq and is a predicted model, not a curated record. Gene Ontology annotation, molecular function: protein binding.